Molecule: messenger RNA, 957 nt
Organism: Rhagoletis pomonella (apple maggot)
Lineage: Eukaryota; Metazoa; Arthropoda; Insecta; Diptera; Tephritidae
Gene: RpS4
Product: 40S ribosomal protein S4
Exons: 5
Coding region: 88-873 (261 amino acids)
Biological process (GO): translation
Cellular component (GO): ribosome; cytosolic small ribosomal subunit
Molecular function (GO): structural constituent of ribosome; RNA binding
Source: RefSeq, a predicted model, not a curated record
AUAUCCACAACAAAGCGAACUGUCAAAAAUUCGAUUAACAUCCGGCUGCUUUGCCAUCCUCCUUUCCUUUUUACGUAUUUUAACAAGAUGGCGAGAGGUCCCAAAAAGCAUUUGAAGCGUUUAGCAGCCCCAAAGGCAUGGAUGUUGGACAAAUUGGGAGGAGUAUUCGCUCCUCGUCCAUCCAGUGGCCCACACAAAUUGCGGGAGUCAUUGCCGCUCAUGAUUUUCUUGAGAAAUCGUCUAAAGUAUGCGCUGAACGGUGCUGAGGUGACCAAAAUUGUUAUGCAGCGUCUGAUCAAGGUUGAUGGCAAAGUGCGCACCGACCCAACAUUUCCCGCUGGUUUCAUGGAUGUUAUCACCAUUGAAAAGACUGGUGAAUUCUUCCGUUUGGUGUACGACGUCAAGGGUCGAUUCACAAUUCACCGUAUUUCGGCUGAGGAGGCAAAGUACAAAUUGUGCAAGGUCCGCAAAACACAACUUGGCGCCAAGGGUGUACCAUUCGUUGUCACCCAUGACGGCCGUACCAUUCGUUAUCCCGAUCCCUUGAUCAAGGCUAACGAUACUAUUCAAGUAGAUAUUGCCACCGGUAAAAUUACCGACUACAUUAAAUUCGACUCUGGAAACCUGUGCAUGAUCACUGGAGGUAGAAAUUUGGGUCGUGUUGGUACCGUUGUUAACCGCGAGAGACAUCCUGGUUCCUUCGAUAUCGUUCACGUAAAGGACUCGCAAGGACAUGUGUUUGCCACCAGAUUGACAAACGUUUUUAUUAUUGGCAAGGGCAACAAACCCUACAUCUCGCUGCCUAAGGGCAAGGGUGUUAAAUUGAGCAUUGCCGAGGAACGUGACAAGCGUUUGGCUGCCAAAACCCACUAAAUAGUUAUUUAAGACCGGUUUCUAUAUUUGCGAAAGAUGGAUCAUUCACAAUAAACAGAAAUCACUUUAGAAUAACCUGGGAAA